This is a messenger RNA of Rhineura floridana, 2507 nucleotides long. It is a transcript of the gene DEUP1, whose product is annotated as deuterosome assembly protein 1. The coding region runs from base 401 to 2326 and encodes 641 amino acids. The record is from RefSeq and is a predicted model, not a curated record. Gene Ontology annotation, cellular component: deuterosome; centriole. The transcript has 13 exons. Lineage: Eukaryota; Metazoa; Chordata; Lepidosauria; Squamata; Rhineuridae. Gene Ontology annotation, biological process: de novo centriole assembly involved in multi-ciliated epithelial cell differentiation; centriole replication.
CGAGACACAGGGGAGGUGAAGGAAUAACAGCAGUCACAGCCAGGGCGGGGGAACAGGGGCGCCCCCUCCUCAGAUUCAGACCACGACCCCUCGGGGGUCCCCCCUUCCCACAGCUUCUCUCGGUCCUGAGCCUCUUUCCGAGGGCCCUUCAAGGCCGCCCCGUCGUCGCCCUGGCAACGGGAGAAGCCGGUCCCGCUGGCCGGCCCCUCCUGCAACUGUCACCAGGCCGAAGAGGGCGGGGACUAGGGAGAGGCGGCAGCCGCGGCGGGAGGGCCAGAGGGCGGUGGGGCUGACACGCUCCUUCCCCGCGAGACUGAGGAGAGCCGGAGCGCGCGGCAGGUGCAGGGAGCGUAUUGGGGAGGAGAGCCCCGCGAGCCCACCAGACUGGAGAAACUCUAACAUGGAGAAGAAAUUAGAGGCACUGCAAGAACAAAUGAUGGCUAGAUCUGUCCCUUGUGAUGCUGAGCUUCAAGAACUAAUGCAUCAAAUUGACAUCAUGGUAAACAACAAGAAACUAGAAUGGGAAAAGAAGAUGCAGGCUUUAGAAGUAAGAAUGACUAUCCGGGAUCAAGAAUUGGCAAGCGCUCAAAGCAAGCUAAAUCAGAAAGGUCUAGAGGUUGGGUUGCUAAGGCAGAAGCUGGACAGCUUGCAAAAGACAAAAUAUGAGAUGGCUCAGAACUACGAUGCGCAGCUUCAAGCUCUGAAGACUCAAUUUGCCAAACUGACACAAAGCUAUGAAAAGCUACAGCUGCACCAAUUAAAACAAAAAAAACCUCACAGUUUGGAGAAAUGUACAGAAAAUCAAGAGGCACCUUUUCAACUGAGCAGUUUAAAUCAGAAAUUAGAGGAAUUUAGAGCAAAAUCAAGAGAGUGGGAUAAACAAGAAACACUGUAUCAAAACCAUCUAGUUUCAUUAGAUGCUCAGCGAAAAGUAUUGACUGAGAAAUGUAAUCUGUUUCAGAAACAAGCACAGAAUUGUCAAAUCCAGAUACGCUGUCAAAAGCUAAAACAAGAAGCGGGUACCUGCAGCCAGUGCAAAACCGAGCACCUCGGCGUUCAGCACAGUGUUUUCACUGAGCCCACUGACAGGAAUGAAUUCUUUAUGGAAAAACUGAAGUCAACUGUGAGCGAAAUAGCAGUGAGCAGGAACAGACUGCAAGAGGAAAACCUAAAGCUUCAGCAGGAAGUUAAAAUGUACCAAAGAAAGUGCCAGAAUAUUGAAGCGAGGCUUACGGAAGUGAAGAAUGAACUGCAAUCACGUGAGGAUCUCUUGAAUAUGGUGGAACUGGAAUGCCAGCAACUGCGUAAUGAAGUAGCCAAAAUUGAAGAGUAUAAAAAUAAGGAAGAAAAUCAAGUGAAACUUCAGUCAGCUUAUGCACAAUGUAUCAAGGACUUGGAAAUAAAGAAAACUCAGAUCCUAGUCUUGGAACAACAGCAGGAAAAUCAACAGAAAGAGCUGAACCAGAUAAGAGACCGUCUUUAUCGGGAAGAACAGUCCCAUCGCUCUGAGGUGGAAAGAAUGAGGACAGAAAUCUCUGACCUGACAGAAGAGCUUCAUCAGAAGGAGAUUACUAUAGCAACUAUCAUGGAGAAAGCUGCUCUACUGGAAAGGCAGUUACAAAUGGAGUUAGAGAUAAAAGAGAAAAUGUUAGGAAAACAACAGACGAUAGAUUUGUCUAAGAAAGAACACAAGACCUGUUCAGAUUCCACCGAUAUGCUGGAGCACGGGAGUGAGAGGUUACACAAUGAACUUGCUGAAUUGUCAAAGGACACAGAAAUACCUUUCCCAGUAAACCCCAUUACGUACUUUGGAACAAAUCGUGCCAACCAGACACCAGUGAAAAUGGAAGAGAAGGAAGAAAGGCCUGUGCAGAAUGAAAGUGAAUGGGCACCACAACCUGCAAGUUAUGAAAACUUUGGACGCUUCAGAACACAAAUCCCUGUCUGGCAUGGCCAAGGCGAUAUCAACAGCAUUGAAAGCAGCAGGACUUUGCCUCUUCACAGACCAAGCACAGAUCGGGAACCCAUAGCAGAUGGCAGAUCUCCAUCACCACUAGAGGCAUAUCCAGCACAUUACAGCAACAACUUUCCUGAAAGGAAUAAGUCCAAUACGUUCCUGAACCAUGUAUAUGUUAUGGAAGAAAGUUGGAUGCGGUCCCCAGAGACUCCGUUUCCUGCAACUGCCACAGAGAAGUUCCUACAAGAGGAAGAGAAGCGAGCAAGAGAUUUUGAACAGGUUUUAAACUCUCACAUUGAAGAACUGCAAAGGCAGUCAGAGAACACCAUAAAGAAAUUCUCCACUCUCAAGCAAAGCAGACACAGAUGAGCCUGAAAAAGAAAGCUAAAACUGUAACAAUCCCAGCAUAAAUCAUCAGCUACUGCUUGAAAAGAAAAGAAAAAAAAUUGCCUUUAUUCAAAGAAGUGUUUGUAAUGUGUGAUUUUGUAUAUAUUGUUUGGCUGUGGAUUUCAUUUCAACAUGAAUUUGGAAUAUUGUGUAUUGCAGAGUG